AUGCUCACCUCUAUUUUACCCAUCCUCCUGGGCUGCCUGCCCACACUGGGCUCUGCCGGAGCUCUGUUACCCAUGAACAAUGUGAACAGUGCACUGAGGACUAGGAAUGGGCCUGGAAUGACAGAUGCAGAUACUCUGAGUGCAUUGGGGCGAGCUUUCCAUGUCGCCAGAUCCCAAGAUGAAGUUUACACUAUGAAUCGGACAUCUCUUGCAAAAUCCUGGGAUGGAGCCACUUUGUUUACUCUAGGAGGAAACGAUGCUGAAUAUGGCGACAGCUCUACGAACUAUGACCCGACUAUCAGUAUUAUCUGUUCUACUUGUUACGUCAAUGGCUCGGUCACUGGCAGUCUGACACUAACUGGGAGCACCAACUUCACUCAAGCAGUCGAUACUGCCAAGGACAAGGUCUCUGGUGCUGUCAGCAAUAUGACUGACCAACUAGAGGCCCAUGUGAAAGAGAUUUUCACAGACAUUACCAGUCUAAACAUUGACGAGCUCGAAAAUGAUCUUACGGCCUGGCCAACCCUAGAUGUCGACGUCAGCUUGAACAACGCUGAAAUUUCUGAUGCGAAAGUACACUUGGAGUUCGAUGACCUGGAGAUGUAUCUGGAUCUCGAUAUCCAGCUUGCGACAGGGGCAGCCUAUACGUUGAAUAUAUACACCUCCGAGAGCCCAGUAGGAAUUUCUGUUCCAGGGGUUGACCUUGGAGUCUUGUUCAGUGUGGACUUGAUCCUGAUUGCAGAAGCCGAGAUCGACAUUGGGAGUGGCAUUCAUAUAAAGCUCGAUGACGGAUUGGCCUUUGAUUUGGAAAUGUUUAAAACUGACUUGUCGAGUAUUACAAUGCCCGGUGGCUCUUAUGAAAUAUUACCUGUUACCCUUACAGGCGAAGGGGGUUCUCUUCAGGCGGUGCUGAGUCUGAAAGCGAGCGUGGGAGCGGAUAUCUCUGUUGAUGAAGAUUUCCUGCCGAAAUUCAGUGCUGGCGUUGUGGCUGAGAUCUUUGCCUAUGUUGCCGACUUUGUGACAGAAGUAAAUCAUAAAGAAGACGCCGAUAGUGGUGACUGUGAAUGGGAGGCAGCGGUGGAAUAUACGCUUGCUGUUGGAGCAGCGGCUGGUGCCACGGUCGCGGUCGAUACAUAUGCUUGGGGCCCGGCGCCUAUCACAACUGUCCCUGUCUGGUAUACAACUCUUACCAGUACCUGUGCAAAGACAAAGUCGGCAUCGACUACAUCAACUGCAUCCUCUGAGAUCACCGCUCGCGCAUAUUUGAACGAACGAGAGGAUUCUAACAAGGGCGUAGUCACAACAACUGUGACGUCGGAUGAGUCCUAUACAAUUGUCAAUUGUAUCACUUCAGGCGCGAUCUAUUGUCCCGUUCGUUACCAGAACACUACAUCUUACACAACUACCGUUACAUCAACGGUCACUGUAACAUCAGGUGCUACCGCAACAAUGCCAGCAAGCAUCUUUGCCUCAGUCACUAGUCCCAUUGCAUUUGGAGAUGAUGUGAAAAGGAUGUCCUCAACAUCAGGAUCACCGAAGUCCUAUGAUGCAAGCUCGGCCACUGGAGGAAGCAGCAUUCUCAAUGGUACUACGGAUGGUACAAGUAACAAGGUUAUCAUCGGCCUUUGCGUAGGACUUGGAGUUCCCUUCCUCGCAGCCAUUAUUGUAGCAUCCAUGUCAGUACAACCCUCUCCAAUCAGCAUCGGGCAUUUUAGCUAA
This is a messenger RNA of Penicillium macrosclerotiorum, 1719 nucleotides long. RefSeq lists its product as uncharacterized. The transcript has 3 exons. Bases 1 to 1719 code for a protein of 572 amino acids. The record is from RefSeq and is a predicted model, not a curated record. NCBI's taxonomy places the organism in Eukaryota, Fungi, Ascomycota, Eurotiomycetes, Eurotiales, Aspergillaceae.